Pseudophryne corroboree (corroboree frog) is the source of this 1189-nucleotide messenger RNA. RefSeq names its product mitochondrial ribosomal protein S35 (gene MRPS35). Gene Ontology annotation, biological process: mitochondrial translation. The transcript has 8 exons. Gene Ontology annotation, cellular component: mitochondrial small ribosomal subunit. Lineage: Eukaryota; Metazoa; Chordata; Amphibia; Anura; Myobatrachidae. Gene Ontology annotation, molecular function: structural constituent of ribosome. The record is from RefSeq and is a predicted model, not a curated record. The coding region runs from base 58 to 1038 and encodes 326 amino acids.
GCGCGCGCCUUCUGCCGGAGUCUGUCCCUCGCCGCGCUCCGUACCUCGGGAAACAAGAUGGCGGCCUCCAUCCUGAGCCGGGCGUGUGUGACCCUCCGGGCUCCCGUGAUCUCCGGCGUGGCCCCGAUGGGGCCCCAGUGGUACAGCACGGGCCUGCCAGUGGCCUCUGGAGCCGCUCCUGCUCGCAGAAAACAGGGAUUCCCUCAGAAAGAGUUCCGGAGAAUUAAAGAGGUCCAACAGCCACGUACAGAAAAGAUGCUUCCGGAUCAAGACUGGAGUAGUGUGUAUCCGACAGCUGCGCCCUUCAAGCCGUCCGCUGUACCCCUCCCUUUGCGGAUGGGGUAUCCUCUUCAGAGAGCUGCCCCACCAGAUAAAUAUGGGAACUUGGAGCUUCUGAAGAUCCCCAACUUUCUGCACCUGACUCCAGCGGCGAUCAAGAAGCACUGCGCGGCUCUGAAAGAGUUCUGCACGGAGUGGCCAGCAGCGCUCACCAGCGAUGAUGCAACCACCCACCACUUCCCCAUUGAGCUGCAGUCUGUGGAUUAUGUAUUUGCCGGACCGUCACUCCGCCAUCCAGAUUCCAGAGUUGUGACGUUACAGGUGAAACUCUCCAGCCUUAAUCUGGAUGAUCACGCCAGGAAGAAGUUCAUCAAACUUGUUGGCUCCCGGUACUGUGCAGAGAGUGACACCCUUACAAUCCGGACCGACAGGUGUCCACUACGGAGCCAGAAUCAGGACUACGCCAUGUAUCUGCUGACAGUCGUCUAUCACGAGUCUUGGAAAACGGAAGCCUGGGAGAGUGAGAAGGAAGAGAGCGACAUGGAGGAAUAUAUUUGGGAGGGCAGUAAAUCACAGAAGAACAUCCUAGAGACUCUGUCUAGUUUGCGCGGUGAUUCCGCCACCAGUGAAGAAAUCCUCCAGUCUCCCGAAGUCCAGGAAUACCGAGGCGCCAUGCUGACCCUGCGCAACCAAGGCGAAACCGAGGACACGAUCAGCUCCUACAAGCAGAGCGUCAAGAAACUGCUUGGGAUCGCAUAACGCGCACCGCGUUCACCACCUAACCGUUGCCGAUGUCGCAAUGUGGACUGUAACCUUUGAACUGAAACUCUUAAUGCAGACCUUGCGGAGACAAAUGCUCGCCUACAUGCCAUGUUUUUGUAUUGUCUAAUGAUAAAGAGCCCUAAUCUUA